Populus nigra (black poplar) is the source of this 1537-nucleotide messenger RNA. RefSeq names its product WD repeat-containing protein LWD1-like. Lineage: Eukaryota; Viridiplantae; Streptophyta; Magnoliopsida; Malpighiales; Salicaceae. The transcript is spliced from 4 exons. Gene Ontology annotation, molecular function: protein binding. Gene Ontology annotation, cellular component: nucleus. Bases 435 to 1451 code for a protein of 338 amino acids. The record is from RefSeq and is a predicted model, not a curated record.
CAUUUCCUAGCAUCUGUCCAAAAAACACAAACCUCCUCACUCCUCCCUUUGCAGGGGCCAGUCGGCGGUGGUCCUGGGUCUCUUUGGCCAGCUCUUGGGUCUCUUUGGUUACUGCUUGCACUUGAUACUUGGUAAAUUAAGGUAGUUGAUAGCUUGUACUUGAUUGCAAAAGAUCUCAUUUGAUGGAUGUGGGCUUGUACUCGGUGCUUGAUAGAUCAAGGUGGUUGAUAGCUUGUACUUGAUUGCAAAAAGUCUCAUUUGAUGGAUGUGGGGACUCUCAGAUGCUUACGCUUGACCACGUCUACGAGCUUUCCUACAAAACAAGUCUCUUGUUGGAACAUGGAGCCCUUUGAUGCUUAAGUCACAAAGAAAUCAGAGACAUAGGACCGGAGGGCAUUCUUAUGUGCACCUGUCAAUAAUCGAUCAGAGCAACCAUGGAAAGCUUUUCACAGAAAGGACCAGUCAUCUGCACUUACGUAGCUCAAUGGCCUAUAUAUUCACUAGCCUGGUCUGCCCGACGUGACAAAAAAUCACGUCUUGCCAUAGGAAGUUUCCUUGAAGACUAUAGCAACAAGGUGGAAAUUGUUCAAUUCAACAGCGACACUUCUGAUUUCACCACCGAUAGCCGCCUAAUAUUCGAUCACCCUUAUUCACCCACAAACCUGAUGUUCUUCCCCUCCGAGGAUGUUGCAAAUCCUGAUAUCAUCAUCACCUCCGGGGACUACAUGCGCAUAUGGCAAAUUCACGAUGACCGAAUUGAGUUGAAGUCUCUCCUAAAUGGCAAUAAGUGUAGUGAAUUCAACUCUGCCAUAACAUCUUUUGAUUGGGCUGAUUUUGAUGUUCAUCGUGUGGUCAGUUCGAGUGUUGACUCCACCAUUGUUGUUUGGGAUAUAGAGAAGGAAACUGUAUAUGCUCAAUUAGUUGCACAUGAUAAAGAAGUGAAUGAUAUUUCAUGGGGUUGGUUCAAUAUUUUCGCAUCGGUAUCAGGUGAUGGUUCAGUUAGGGUUUGCGAUUUAAGGAAAAAAGAGAGAUCAACAAUAAUUUAUGAAAAUCCAAUGCAGGAUUGUUCUUUGUUAAGGCUAGAGUGGAACAAAAGUGACCCGAGAUUUAUAGCCACAGUCGGCAUGAACAGUAACAAGGUUGUAAUUUUGGACAUUCGCUUUCCUUCAACUCCUUUAAUGGAGCUUAGCAAGCAUAGGGCCAGUGUGAAUUCUAUAUCCUGGGCUCCAUGUACAGGACGAAAGAUAUGCUCGGUAGGUGAUGAUUCAAGGGCUUUGAUAUGGGAUGUGGCCAGUAAGGCUGGAAGCGGACCAGAAAACAUUACAGGCCAGGCGGAACCUGAAAUGUGGUAUGGAUCAGUGGGUGGGAUCAAUAAUGUGCGUUGGUCUCCUGUGGAGAUGGAUUGGAUUGCUAUUGCUUUUCUGACCAAGUUACAACUCUUGAAGGUUUAGAGUUUAAACUUCCUUUGGCUUUGUAGCUUAAUAUGGAAUCGAUGGAAUGUUAUUCAUUUCAAGAAAUAAACAACUUGAAAGAAUAA